AUGACAGUUAUAGAAGACCGGACAGAAGCUCUUCUUGAAUGGAUCAAGAAUACCGAGGAUGAAACCUUCAAACCCUCGACCCAUUCGUUUAUCUCUCCAAAGAUAGAAAUCAAGCAAUUCGAACAAAGUGGAAGAGGUAUCGCAGCCAAAGAUGACAUUAAAAGAUCCCAACAGAUCUUGCGGAUACCCCAUUCGUUCCUCCUCAAUUUCACAACGGUAGUGAGUCACAUUACAAGACACAACUCAAAUAUCAAGCUCAAGGAGCCUUACUAUUUGGGAAUUUACGUUCCUUUAGAAUCUACGAAUAAUAAUGAUAAGUUCACGAAUAUAUACAAGAGCCUUGAGCUACAAGAUUUAUUGGCAUUAACAUCGUUCCAGCUACUAUCGCUCUAUCUAUGUUUUGAAAGACAGAGAAUACACUCCUCGUUCUGGAAACCGUUCCUCGAGAUGCUUCCAGAUAUCUCUGAUUUUCUGUUAAAUCCAUUGAUUUGGCAAGUUUUGCAAGUAGACCAAUGGGAAGAGCUCAUACAAUUUCUUCCAGAAUCGGCCAAGAGGCGUGCUGAGGAUGUGUACGAAAGAUUCUUGGAAGACUACGUCGUUGUCAGAGCUCUUGUGUCGAGAAUCCUCGACGACUUGAAGUUAAGUGAAUCUUCUGCAGAUGAGUAUAUUCCCGUCGACCUUUUUCUUUGGGCCUGGAUGUGUAUCAAUUCUCGUUGUCUCUACAUGACGAUUCCUCAGGGUAAGACGAAUGCCGAUAACUUCACCAUGGCACCAUAUGUCGAUUUCCUAAACCAUUCUUGCAAUGAUGAGUGCAGCAUUCUCAUCGAUACGACUGGAUUCCAUGUUCGUACCACCACACCAUAUAUGCCAGGCGACCAAUUGUUUCUCAGUUAUGGUCCUCAUUGUAAUGAAUUCUUGCUUUGUGAGUACGGUUUCGUGAUUCCUCAUGAUAACAAAUGGAACGAUCUUGACAUUUCAGCAUACAUUAUUCCGCUUCUCAAACCUCAGCAUGUCGAGUUCUUGAAAGAAAAUGAUUAUUUUGAUAAAUAUACCAUGACAAACGAAGGGAUUUCGUUCAGAACAGAAGUAGUGCUAGCAACUGUGCAAGAAAAUAGUCCUCUGGUGUCCAGAAGACUCCAAGCACUAUUGAAUGGCAUUGGGGAUGGGGCUACUUUCAAGAGCCACUCUCAUGUUCUCUUGAAAGAAAUAAUCAAAAAAGUACUACACGAAUGCGAUCAGUACAAGCAUCUCGAGUACAACGACGACAAGGACAUUAAUACUCGAGAACGAAAGAAAACCAUUGGUAUUCUCUACAAGAACAGAAGCGAGAUAGCCAAUAACAUUCUUUCCACGCUAGAAUGA
Molecule: messenger RNA, 1362 nt
Organism: Scheffersomyces stipitis CBS 6054
Lineage: Eukaryota; Fungi; Ascomycota; Pichiomycetes; Serinales; Debaryomycetaceae
Product: protein-lysine N-methyltransferase
Exons: 1
Coding region: 1-1362 (453 amino acids)
Biological process (GO): peptidyl-lysine monomethylation; peptidyl-lysine trimethylation
Molecular function (GO): protein-lysine N-methyltransferase activity; protein binding
Source: RefSeq, a predicted model, not a curated record